CAGUAGGCCAAUAUUACAACUUGGCCAGAGUAAUUUAUAACAUAUAUGUAAUGGUGUCAGUCCUCAACUCGAAAAGAAACAGCACCACUACAACAACAUUACCCAUAGAGAACACCCUGAUCAGCUUACAGCCACUUCAUUAUUUAUGAACAGCAUGGACAAACCUGAGCAGGUAGCACCUCUGCAAUCUCAUUUGGCUUGGAAUAGGCCAGGAUGUUGCCACGGCCAAAGGCGUCUGGAAUUCAAACAAACUGUGAGGUUGGAUUAAUCUGCAGUAAUGUUUGCAGCAGCGACUAAGAAUUUUGUGAAGCAGGUGGGGGACACAGGUCGACUAAUCUCUGUUCCGAGCCUGAGUGAGGCGGACCGAUACCAACCCCUCAGUCUGGUGACGAGAAAGAAAAGACGACAUUUUUGGAAGAAGACAAAAUAUGCCUCAACCCCUUUCUCACUUAAAGACAUACUCGUGGGAGAAAAGGAGAUCACCGCAGGGGUCUCCUCUUAUCAGCUCCUUAACUAUGAAGACAAGUCUGAUGUGGCACUAAAUGGUCGUCUGGGUAAUCAUUUGAUGCACGACGUGGGCGUCAACGUGAGUGGUUCAGAUUCAGUGGCAGUAAAAGCUUCCUUUGGAAUCGUGACCAAGCAUGAGGUCGAGGUUCCCACUUUACUGAGGGAACUCAACUCAAGGAAAGUUGACCUGGAUCACUGCUUGAUCCGUCAAUCCAAAGAAAGUGGGCGGACUAUCCUGUGUGUCGUCAUGGAGAGCAUCCGCACUACACGACAAUGCUCUCUAACGGUCCACGCUGGAAUGCGUGGAACCACCAUGAGGUUUCAGAUAGAUGACGGUCGAAAUCCUAAGGGUCGAGAUAAAGCCAUUGUUAUUCCAGCCCACACAACCAUAGCAUUCAGUGUGUUUGAGCUCUAUGUUCGUCUAGAUGGACGACUUGACAUAUGUGUAGCACCGGAGUCAGUGGGAGGGUUCGAGAGGGAACAAAUACGUGAGCAGCUGGGAGGAUUCAUUGGGCGCUUUUCCGUGGGAAGACUCAGGAGAUUCCUGUCAGGAAUCAUCUAUGGGAAUCCUUUCAGAGCAGAUGACAGAACAUUUGAGGAGCUCACACAUUCUGACAUGUACAUGGAUGACGUCAUGACCCUACGAGACGACUACUACGAGAAGGCCGCCAGCAUGACUGACCUGUCCACCUCUUACCUGAGGGAGGAAAAGCACACGCGUGUGAACCUUCUCAACCAUAACAUACCAAAAGGGCCAUGUGCCCUGUGUGGCAUGGGGCAACAGAAGCGUGAAACUGUCUAUGGCUGUCUUGAGUGUUCCUCAGGAGGAAACAAAUACGUCCGUUUACACGCCGUACCAUGUUUUGACCUCUGGCACAAAACCGUGAGGUGAUGAAUGGCUUGAAGGAACUUCUAGAAAAAUAUUAUAAGUGACAUGCUCAUGUUUAAUUCCUGCCAUCGAGGAAAGCAAGAAUUUGAUUGGUUAAUAUCAUGGCAUUAUAACAAACAACUUCACCACUCAAAAAUGAGGAAUUUGGUUUCAAAUUAUUGGUUUGAUUGAUUUAGAUUUUUCUUACUUUGGCAUUAUGAGAGUUCAUCUUGUUUGCUGACUAUAUUAGUUGGAAAAUGGCAAUAAUGCACAUACAUAUAUAGGCUAGUAAAAUACAUACAUGCAGAGAUUAAGACGCUAAACAUGACUAUCAAUGGUGCUAAACUGUUCAAUGUUUACAUGUUAUCCAUUACAUCUUUACAUUUUAAUCCUAAUGUCAAUUUAUUUAAGUUUUUAUUAGGACUCGUGCACUUAGAUGGGCAAGAUAGUAAAGAAGCAAGAACUGAUACUCUUUUACAUUAUAUGAGGACCAGCUGCUAAGUUCUCAAACGCACACAACCUGAAUAAUUCAGGGAUAUCAAUAAAUGAUCCUGUGGGUCACAUGAUAACAGAACAGGAAGUGCAGAAUGGACAGGUGUCCACUGUGAAACAUACACCACGUUUCUGUUUUCAAGGUUACAAUUGUGCGUUUAUUUGAAACCAGUAGUCACAGCCGUGUAAUAGAUGGAAAAAGUACAUUACUUAAAUGUAGGCCUAUCGCAUUUAGGUCAAGAGUACCGAUUAAAUGAUGUCUCUACAAACGUGUGAUGUCUGCUUUGGUUUGUCUGGUCUACCAUCAGUUUUAUAUUUACAUUUUACGUGUCUAAUAGAAAAAGACUGUGAAAUUUGUGAUUAAUGAUCAAAAACAAGUCAGGACU
Misgurnus anguillicaudatus (oriental weatherfish) is the source of this 2253-nucleotide messenger RNA. It is a transcript of the gene pjvk, whose product is annotated as pejvakin. Gene Ontology annotation, cellular component: cytoplasm. The record is from RefSeq and is a predicted model, not a curated record. NCBI's taxonomy places the organism in Eukaryota, Metazoa, Chordata, Actinopteri, Cypriniformes, Cobitidae. Gene Ontology annotation, biological process: programmed cell death.